CCUUCUCUUACGCCGGCCAUAUUGACGGUCUCAGUUUCUCUGUGCUCGCCUUUCAGCGGAUUUUACAGGCUACGCCUGGUCCUCUAUUUAUUGUCGUAGAAUAGUGUGCAAAACGGGACGCCCGCUAGUCGCGGAACCUAAACAACCUUUCCAGAUAUCUUGUGUGGUGUGUUUCGACCUCGAAGCUUCAGAAAUUUAUCGUUCGUUUCAGAAGACGCAGUUCUUCUUCAAGGGCCUGCACCGGCGGACGCAAGCCGUCCUGAGACGGAGGGCAAAUCCCCUCACCCCAGCCCCCACUUUUUUUUCCCCUUUCUUUCUCUUUUCUUUUUAUUUAUCUCCCCUGGACAAGUCAGAAGGGAGGAGGCCAGGAUGCCAAAACCAAUCAAUGUACGGGUGACCACGAUGGAUGCGGAGCUGGAGUUUGCCAUCCAGCCCAAUACCACAGGCAAACAGCUUUUUGACCAGGUGGUGAAGACGGUGGGUCUACGUGAGGUCUGGUUUUUUGGCCUGCAGUACACAGACAGCAAAGGCUACAGCACGUGGCUGAAGCUCAAUAAGAAGGUGACUCAGCAAGAUGUAAAGAAGGAAAACCCUCUGCAGUUCAAAUUCAGAGCAAAGUUCUUCCCAGAGGAUGUUUCUGAAGAGCUAAUCCAGGACAUAACACAGCGCCUUUUCUUCCUUCAGGUGAAGGAGGCCAUUUUGAACGAUGAGAAUUACUGCCCUCCGGAAACAGCGGUGCUGCUGGCGUCUUACUCUGUCCAGGCCAAAUAUGCCGACUACAACAAAGAAAUCCACAAGCCUGGCUACCUGGCCAAUGACAGGCUGCUGCCACAGAGAGUUCUAGAGCAGCACAAAUUGACUAAAGAGCAGUGGGAAGAGAGGAUCCAGACCUGGCACGAGGAGCACAGAGGCAUGCUCAGAGAGGACUCCAUGAUGGAGUACCUAAAGAUAGCUCAGGACCUGGAGAUGUACGGCGUGAACUACUUUGAGAUCAAGAACAAAAAGGGCACAGAGCUGUGGCUAGGAGUGGAUGCACUGGGCCUCAACAUCUACGAGCACGAGGACAAACUCACACCAAAGAUUGGCUUCCCUUGGAGCGAGAUCCGUAACAUUUCUUUCAACGACAAGAAAUUUGUCAUCAAGCCCAUCGAUAAGAAGGCACCAGACUUCGUGUUCUACGCGCCACGGCUGCGGAUUAACAAGCGCAUCCUGGCGCUGUGCAUGGGCAACCACGAGCUGUACAUGAGAAGGAGGAAGCCCGACACCAUCGAGGUGCAGCAGAUGAAGGCCCAAGCCAGGGAGGAGAAACACCAAAAACAGAUGGAGAGGGCCCAACUCGAAAACGAGAAGAAGAAGCGAGAGCUGGCAGAGAAGGAGAAGGAUCGGAUAGAGCGGGAAAAGGACGAACUGAUCGAGCGUCUUCGACAGAUAGAAGAACAGACGAUACGUGCACAGAAAGAGCUGGAGGAGCAGACACGUCGGGCGCUGGAGCUGGACCAGGAGAGGAAGAGGGCGAAGGAGGAGGCCGAGAGGCUGGAGCAAGAGAAGCGGUCUGCUGAGGAGGCAAAAGCAACCCUAGCCAAGCAGGCGGCCGACCAGAUGAAGAACCAAGAACAGCUGGCUGCUGAACUAGGAGAGUUCACCGCCAAAAUCGCCCUUCUGGAGGAGGCCAAGAGGAAAAAGGAAGAGGAGGCCACGGAGUGGCAGCACAAAGCUCUGUCGGCCCAGGAUGACCUGGAGAAGACCAAGGAGGAGCUGAAGACGGUGAUGGCGACAGCUGUACCGGCGGCCAGCUCGGCAGAGAAUGAUCAUGAUGAGCAGGAUGAGAGCAGCGCGGAGGCCAGUGCUGAGCUGUCCAAUGAGGGCGUGGCACUGCAGCGCAGUGAGGAGGAGCGCCUCACUGAGACCCAGAAGAAUGAGCGCGUCAAGAAGCAGCUGCAGGCGCUGAGCUCAGAGCUGGCCGAAGCCCGGGACGAAACCAAGAAGACCCAAAACGAUCUGCUGCAUGCAGAGAACGUCAGGGCUGGCCGAGACAAGUACAAGACCCUCCGACAGAUCCGCCAGGGCAACACGAAGCAGCGCAUCGACGAGUUUGAGUCCAUGUGAAGACACGGACCUGCCCAAACCCCGCCUACAUUUGCUGCCCCACUCUCAAAGCUAUAGCCCUGAUGCCUUGGUGGCUGGCUUACAAGCACAGGAUUUUUCUGGGGUUUUUGUUUUUUAAUAAUAAAAACCGCCUAGUCCCCAAGCCUAUGAUUGCUGACCCAUCCCCUUAGAGUCUAGUGGGACAUUACUGCCUCCCAGCUCAACACACACACACGCACCCAUGCUUUGCCAAAGCUCUUUUAAGCUUCUCUCAUGCCCUACCUGAAUCAUAACAUUCGGAGAAAGCAAUGCAUCAUAUCUUUAUGGAGAAUACUAAUGGAAAUUUAAUUUUAGUAAAUGAAACAAAAAAAAAAACUAAAAGGGUAUGAAUCAGAAAGGAGUGCUUUUUUAUGAAAAUGGCUAGAGUUUUUUUUUUUUUUUUUUCCCCCUUUGUCAAAGCUUAUAUAAUUGUAUGCUUUAUUUACAAAAUGUCUAUUUACAAAAAGCUCAAAGAAUUUCUUUUUAAAAUCUACUUUCUUUCACUUUCCUGCAUCCAUUUUAUUAACACCCUGCUUUUAAUUUGCCCUUGAUUCCGUGGCUUAGCAGGUCCAGACUUGGAGGGCAUUCUUUUUUGAGACUGCCUCUCCCACUCUUCCCAGUGAGGACAAGGAACCCCUCUCUGUGGCAAUGUCCCUAACACCUGAGCACCAACACAGAGCCCCUAUAUCAAGACAACUGCCAGAAAAUAUUGAAGGUUCGUCUGUGGUUGAGCGAUUGUGAACAGUAGCAUAACCAAAACUAAGGAUCACCAAAGGGAAGCUAUUAUCUGCAUUAGCUACAUGGAAACGAUUCAAACUAAGUACUGUCGACUCAAACUGGAGAAAGGUUACGGAGAAGUCAUUAACCCAUACUUGCAUUGAUAAAUUGUUGGCAGUGUUGAAUACUACUACAUAAUGAGACAAAAUGAGUUAAGCUGAGUUUUUAGAGACCCUCUGAUAUGUGAUGUGUACUGAGUUGGGACAGGCUGUCUGAUUGAACUCGAAAGGCAUUAGACAAGUUUUUUUUGUAGGAUGCUUGCCCUCAGACAUCCAGUGUUUCUUGUGCAGUCUCCAUAUCGAUGGUUUUCCCUGCCUACCAGCUCACAAAGGCCUAGGGAUGUCGGACAGGCAGACAGACAACCCGCCUGGCUGUUUUGUGUAAGAGAGUGAGUGUUACACGUGUGCAGGUCUGUCUGCCUAUCUGUGUGGCUGAAUUAGUGUGCUCUUUUGAGAUGGAUGCUUAAAACACCACCUAUGGCCUUUCUGACUGGGGAGCAUAUGAAAACAUCCUUCCUGGCCUCAGGAUGCCUCUCUACCUCAUUACUGUAAACAAUGGCGACUGCCGCAUUAAACACUUGACGUGUGCUCCCAUCCCUGAAGACCUGACCGGCCUGGGCUUGCUGUCUGAUUGAUUGGCAUGGCCACUUUUGUCGGUACCAAGUUGAGCUGCUGCCUUCAACCCAGAGGCUCUGUGUGUGCAAGCAUAGAUGUGCAUGCGCGCACGUGCGUGCGUGUUCGCAAAAGUAGUUUGAGUCCUCAGUCUGAAGCGACAGCGCAGUAUUAUGUCUAGGGCCGAUCAGUUAGUUGUCGCUGCUGUCGUCCCUUUGUAACCUGAUGCGACACAUCUAAAAAAUAUAUAUACAUACAUAUACCAUACCAAAGCAGUUCUGUUGGUGUGUAAGUAAGAGAAUUUGAAUGUACACACAAGAGAAUCUGUUUGUUGGAGAACCUUGCGUGUUAAGAGAGUUUGAACUUUAGUUUCUUUAUAUAUAGUAAAUUUUAAAAAAAAUUAUUGGAGAAACUGUUACCCUCUUACCUUUGUUGGUAGGAGCACAGGAGUGAGUUUAGAGCAUUUCUUAAAACUAUAGCACAUUCAGGUGUAGCAGACUCUUAUUCCUACUCUGAAAAUAUGUUAGGCUAUUUAUAUUUCACUGUUUUGCUAAAAAAUAAAAAAUAAUAAAGAAAUAUAAAAAUUUAAAAAAAAGCCAGUAUUUUGUGUGCCGAUCCCAGUGCUGCAACAAAAGAGAUGGUACUUUGAGGAAGACUUGAUUUCUGGAAGGAAAGCUUUGGGAUGGGAAAACCUUUGUCGUGCUUUCCAUGCAGAAGAUGCUUUCUCUUCAUGUUUCUUUCUAAUUUAGUCCCAUAAAUAUUAAGCAGUGAACAAAAAAAGAUUGGAAGGUAGAUAAACGUAGGUCUGCAUCACUGGCUACUGCAACACAUUGAGUGUAUGUAUUCAUAAAGGUACUUUUCUUUAAUCUCCUUUAUGUCCAUAAAACAUUUCUAAUGUAUCUUAUCCCAUCUGGUUCAAGAAGGCCAGUUUUCUGUUUAUUCCCCCUCCUCUAACACUCCCCUACAAAACCCACCUGAUUAAAAGUGCACUGUACAAGCAUUUUGGGGGGGGACCCUAGAUUUUUGUUUUGGAUUUUGCUGUGACUUUAUUAAUGUUUAUGCAAGCAAGGGCCAUUGGUGGAACGUAAAGCAGGAGUGUUAAAGGUCACCAGCACUUGUUUUGGUGGUUAGGAUGCUAAGGAGCUAUUCACAAGCCCUUUUUUGUUUUGUUACACAGGUGUCCAGGAACAUGGGAUAUAUUGCCAUAGCAAGAGAAAUACUGUGCUUCCAAAAGGUGUGGAUUGUGGGGGGGUUUUUGUUUUGUUUUUAUGCUUUAUGAAUUUGAAAUACCAUUAGCAUGCUUACCUUCACUAUAUGUGAGAGGAAUUGCUACCUUAAUGCCACAAUGGUAUAAAAAUUUUAAAAAUUGUUCAUUUUAAGUUAAUUGUGUUCUGGUUCAUGAGGUUUUUGUUUUUUUGUAGCAGAGGUUAUUUGUUAUGUUUUGAUGCGUGGAUAUUGGCCUGCUGCCAUGGGAGUGAUGAGUGCCCUCCAGUGCAAAGCAAUGGCUGCUUCUGGAACCAGCUGGUUAUUUAGUUUUUGCCCCCCCCCCCCCCAAUUCUUUUUUGUUUAUAUAGCUUUGUUACAUACAAAUAACACAGUGGAGCUUUGUCUAUAACUACACGUUGGUUCAAAAUAAAAUAAAAUAUGUGUAUCUUGCUUUUGCUUUAACCACACUCGAUUGGUCCUAGAUCACAAAACGAUCGCAAUAUUUGUUUGAAUGCUGUGUGUGCGAAGUACGUACGCACGUAUACUGGAAUGAUGAUAGAAUGAUAGUUGAUAGAAUGAAUGACUAUCUAAAUGUUGCACAAUUAAGGAAGAAAGGUAUUGGCCUUAGUUUUAACUGAGCAAACUAUUACAGGAACUAAUCAUUUUUAGUAUUGUGCAUUAUCCCUAGUCAAGGUCUCCCCAGGAGGCUUAAAGUUUAAGACAACUCUCAUUAAAUGGAAGUAGUAUCGGAAUAGAUGAGACUAUACAGUAUUCAGUUAUGAGUGAUUAGCUACAGUAAAUUAUGAUCAACUUGUCUUUAAUUUAAAUCACUAUCACCAACUGAAUCACAAUAUCAUGUUUCAAAAUGUAAAAUGUGUUGUCCUUGUAGAUUUUUAAUAAAAACACAUUUGAAAAUUCCA
Electrophorus electricus (electric eel) is the source of this 5638-nucleotide messenger RNA. Its product is annotated as radixin. The record is from RefSeq and is a predicted model, not a curated record. Gene Ontology annotation, molecular function: actin binding. Gene Ontology annotation, cellular component: cytoskeleton. Lineage: Eukaryota; Metazoa; Chordata; Actinopteri; Gymnotiformes; Gymnotidae.